Molecule: messenger RNA, 1578 nt
Organism: Mercenaria mercenaria
Lineage: Eukaryota; Metazoa; Mollusca; Bivalvia; Venerida; Veneridae
Exons: 2
Coding region: 1-1578 (525 amino acids)
Biological process (GO): proteasome-mediated ubiquitin-dependent protein catabolic process; protein polyubiquitination
Molecular function (GO): ubiquitin protein ligase activity
Source: RefSeq, a predicted model, not a curated record
AUGUUCCUGUUUAAAAAGCUCCACAGAACUUAUUGUCAACCCUAUCUCGAGAUUCCAGAGAGGAUUUUAAAGUUUUCCGUCAACCCUGUGACAGAUGACCUCAGACUACCUGCUGUUGGGUACUGUGUAGAUUGUGAAGAGCACCUGUGUGACUCAUGCUUUAAUAACCACAGAAGACCAAAGCCACUUCAGCAUCAUAAACUCCUAGAUAAAGGCCACACACCACUAAUGCAAAGGCAGGUCAUUGACAGCACUGAAUUCAAUGAUACUAUUAAGGAGGCAGGGAAAAUAACUGAAGAAUGUCAGAAGAUAUCAGCUGACGUAAAGCAAGUGGUUGAAAAAUCGAAUGCUUCUUUGACGGAUGUUCUUACAGUAAUAACAAAGUUCAGACAAGAGAUUAACCAGAGAUUAGAUGAGCUUGAGAUGGACGCUAAAGAUGCAGCAACAACUUUACAGCAAGAUAAUGACACAAGAUUGAGGACCACAAAAACAUCAUGUGAUAAUACCAUUCAGACACUAAAAGCAACAUCUGACACGAUAAAACACCUGAAUACAUCAAAGAAAGCAGACCGACUUUUCAUCGAGCUUAAAAAUGCUGAGCAACUGAUCCAAGAUAAUGAAAAUAGAAAGUCACAACUGACAACAGCUGAAUAUAUUAAAGAAUACAUGUUCGAACCAAGUCCAGCCAUUGCAGCCAUUGAAACACUUCUCAAAAAUCAGAAAUCACUAGGCACACUAACAGCUAAACUACAACAGUCAAGCUUGCCACCCACAGCUGCUUUAAAAUUCGGCAAAACAUCUCCUAGAAACAUCAAUGUUAAGACUUCAUCAGAUAAAUGUUGUUGUUACAUAACUGGAAUGACUACCACUUAUUCAAACCAAAUACUUCUUGCAGAUAAUAACAACAACUCAAUUAAAAUGGUAGAUACCAAUAGUCAAUCCAUUCAACAGCUGCGCCUAGGUUCAAAGCCUUUUGAUGUCACAACAAUCACCAGAAACGAACUUGCUGUUACAAUGCCAGAUAUCAAAACAAUACAGUUUUUGUUUUACUCCUCCAACAUACUCUCUGAGAAAAAUUCAAUGAAGGUAGAUGAAAAAUGUUAUGGUAUAAGUAACUAUGAGGGAAAACUUGCUGUAACAUUUCAAGAUCCUGCCCAACUCAAAAUAAUGGACUUGAAAGGCACUGUCCUAGUAAAUGUCACAAAAAAGUCAAGUGGUGUAAAUAUUUUUAGGUACCCACAAUGCGUCACCACAAAUUGCCACUCUAUCUAUGUAUCUGACCCUGGAAUGCGGAAAGUUAUAUGGCUGAACUGGCGAGGGGAACUACUAGGCAGUUAUGAGAAUAUGGGAUUUCCACGAGGACUUGCUAUGCUGACUGAUGGUUCACUUUUUGUGACUGACCAGAUUGAUAACAACAUACUAAAUAUAACUGGUGACUGUCGAGAAAGUACAAUUGCACUGAAGGACUUAAAUAAACCUUGGGCACUUUGUUGGUUUAAUGCAAGUAAAACCCUUUACAGCAGCAAUAUUAGUGUUGAAGAUGAAAGAAACUAUAUUCAGGUGUACAAAAUGAUAUAA